This is a messenger RNA of Rhodamnia argentea, 1382 nucleotides long. RefSeq names its product histone deacetylase 8. The record is from RefSeq and is a predicted model, not a curated record. The transcript is spliced from 3 exons. The coding region runs from base 1 to 1155 and encodes 384 amino acids. Lineage: Eukaryota; Viridiplantae; Streptophyta; Magnoliopsida; Myrtales; Myrtaceae.
AUGGCUGCUGCUUCUCCUUCUCCUCCUCCUUCGACGGGCCGGGUCGACGCGUUCUGGCACGACGGGAUGCUGAACCAUGACACGGGUCGGGGCGUGUUCGACACGGGUUCCGACCCGGGUUUCUUGGACGUGCUCGAGAGGCACCCGGAGAACCCCGACAGGGUCCGAAACAUGGUCUCCAUCCUCAAGCGUGGACCCAUCUCUCCCUACGUCUCCUGGCAUUCUGCAACGCCUGCUCUCAUCUCUCAACUCCUUUCUUUUCACUCUCCAGAAUACAUAAAAGAACUAGUGGAAGCCGAUAAAAGUGGAGGGAAAGUUCUUUGCUGCGGAACUUUCUUGAACCCUGGGUCAUGGGGUGCCGCGCUUCUUGCUGCCGGUAACACACUGUCUGCUAUGAAACAUGUACUCGAUGGUAAGGGGAACAUUGCAUACGCACUAGUGAGGCCACCUGGUCACCAUGCUCAGCCUUCUCAAGCCGAUGGGUAUUGCUUCUUAAACAAUGCCGGUCUAGCAGUUCGAUUGGCAUUGGACUCCGGGUGCAAAAGGGUUGUCGUGGUUGAUAUAGAUGUGCACUAUGGAAAUGGAACAGCAGAGGGGUUUUACCAAUCCAACGACGUUCUUACCAUCUCUCUCCACAUGAAUCACGGGUCGUGGGGUCCAUCUCAUCCGCAAAAUGGAUCUGUCGAUGAGCUCGGUGAAGGUGAAGGAUAUGGGUAUAACAUGAACAUUCCCUUGCCAAAUGGAACAGGAGACAGGGGAUACGAGUAUGCCAUGACUGAGCUGGUUGUGCCAGCCGUGGAGAGUUUCAAACCCGAAAUGGUUGUUCUUGUUAUUGGCCAAGACUCUAGUGCGUUCGAUCCAAAUGGAAGGCAAUGCUUGACAAUGGAUGGAUAUCGGGCAAUUGGUCGACAAAUUCGCAGCUUCACGGAUAGGCACAGUGGAGGGCGCAUUCUCAUUGUCCAAGAAGGUGGGUAUCAUGUUACCUACUCAGCUUAUUGUCUCCACGCCACACUGGAAGGCAUUCUUGAUCUUCCAGAUCCAUUGUUAGCUGAUCCAAUUGCUUAUUACCCAGAAGAUGAGACUUUUCCUGUGAAGGUGGUUGACUCAAUCAAAAGGUACCUUGUAGAUAAGGUACCUUUUUUCAAGGAACAUUGAUACGGAGAUGUUGCACUAUAACUUCACUUUCUCAGUACAGUGUUCCCAAAUCUAGUUUGAAUAUUUUGUUUUGGUAGGACUUCAUUUGAGAUAGAAGAUGGUAAUAUGAAGAAAGUAGUGAUUUCUAGAUUUUCUUUUCUGGGUUAGAAUUUGUGAAUCUAGGUUGUCAGUACUAUUACAGCAUUUCAGGAACUUAAUAAUCUAGUGGUACUUGUUUUUCUUUUAAC